CACGGUAUACUUCUGGGUCAUGUGAUGCUACCUGUUUUCCGGAAAACGGCGUGGUGUGGAAGAUUCUUUAAUUCGUCUCAAAGAGUUCAUCAACUUUAGCGGUUUACGGCGCAGACGGACGUUGUUGUGCAAGUCUGCUGGUGUUCAAGUUUGUUCAGAGGCAAGGAGGAUGACAUCAAAAAGCAACGUGCAGAUUUCAGGUGACGUCAGGUUAAAUGCAAAAAAGGAUGAUUCUGUGCGCAUGCAGCCUUCCACUAGCAGAGGGGGGAAGUGCUACAAGUGUGAGGAGUGCAGCAGGCAGUUUAGCCGGCUGAGUCAUCUAAAGCAACACAUAAACACUCACACUGGAGAGAAGCUCUUUAGAUGUGAGGAGUGCAGCAGACAGUUCAGUCGACUGAGUUAUCUAAAGAAACACAUACAGACUCACACAGGGGAGAAGCCCUACACGUGUGAGGAGUGCAGUAGGAAGUUCAGUGAGCUAGGUAAUCUUAAGAAACACAUGCGGACUCACACAGGGGAAACACCCUACAAGUGUGAGGAGUGCAGCAGGCAGUUCAGGCGACUGGGUCAUCUGAAGGCUCACAUGCGGACUCACACAGGGGAAAAACCCUACAGGUGUGAGGAGUGUAGCAGGCAGUUCAGUCGGCUUGAUUGUCUUCGGGGACACAUGAAGACUCACACAGGGGAGAAACCCUACAAAUGUGAGGAGUGCAGCAAGCAGUUCAGUCAUCUGGGAAGCCUGCAAAAUCAUAUGCGGACUCACACAGGUGAGAAACCAUACAUGUGUGAGGAGUGCAGCAGGCAGUUCAGUCAGCUUAGUAAUCUGAAGAAACACAUGCAAACUCACACAGGGGAGAAACCCUACAAGUGUGAGGAGUGCAGCAAACAGUUCAGUCAGCUGGGUAAUCUGAAAACUCACAUGCAUACUCACACAGGGGAAAAACCCUACAGAUGUGCGAAGUGCAGCAGACAGUUCAGUGAUCUGGUUAGCCUAAAGACUCACAUAAGGACUCACACAGGGGAGAAACCCUACAAUUGUGAGGAGUGCAGCAAACAGUUCAGUCAUCUAGGAAGCCUGCAAAAACAUAUGCGGACUCACACAGGGGAGAAACCCUACAUGUGUGAGGAGUGCAACAGGCAGUUCAGUGAGCUUGGUCAUCUGAAAAGACACAUGCGAACUCACACAGGAGAGAAACCUUACAAGUGUGAGGAGUGUAGCAAGCUUUUUAGCAGGCCAGAAGAACUGAAGAAACACUUGUAUGCACACACAGGGGAGAAACCCUACAAGUGUGAGGAAUGCAGCAAACAAUUCAGUCAGCUAAGCUAUGUAAAGGAACACAUGCGGACUCACACAGGGGAGAAACCCUACAAGUGUGAGGAGUGCAGCAAGCAGUUUAGUCAGCUGAGUAAUCUAAAGACUCAUAUCAAAAGCCACACAGGGGAGAAACCUUACAAGUGUGAGGAGUGUAGCAAGCAGUUUAGUCAGCUGGCCCAUCUAAAGGGACACAUGCGAACUCACACAGGAGAGAAACCCUACAAGUGUGAGCAGUGCAGCAAGCAGUUUAGUCAGCUGAGUAAUCUAAAGACUCAUAUCAAAAGUAAAUUGCAUGCAAAGCACAUGCAAGCUCACAAAUAAGAAAGCCCUGGGCCAGGAAUAUGAAAUAGAGAUGUCGGUCACAAGGAAAAUUUUGAAGAUUGCCUACCAACAUGGCUGAUUUGUCAAUUUAACAUUUAUUUUCACAUUUCGUUUAGUAGUUCGGUUUGGUUUGGUGUAGUAGUACAGUCAGCGUUUUGAUUGUAAGUCCUUAUGCAUUCGUCUUCAACUAUUGUUGUAAUGAUCUUGCUAAGAAAGAUAUUACUUUUAUUUUCUUCUUGAUUUGUUAUCUGAAGUUCGCAACCUUAGAUAAGUUAGAAAGGUAUAACAGAGCAUGUUUCCUUCUUUAUAGAGUUUUGCUUGCCCUUUUCUAAAAUGCCAAGUUGUCCAUUAAGUGUGGAAUAACAGUUUAAGUUACAGAAGUCCUGUUCUGUAUUUCAGGCUUGUAGUUUAGCUGUAAAAAAACCUUGGUAACAAUAGAACUGAAGAGAGCUUGUAUUUAUGAAAAAGCCUCGUUUCGUCAUUGCUAACUACUUGCAGUACCGUAAUCAUCAGAACUAAGUUUUAUUUUUUAGGGGUAUCAGAAGCUGUUUUUUGAGGCCUGAAUUUGUCUUGAAAAUUCACAUUGUAGAAGUGUUAUUUCAGAAUUUGUCUUGAAAAUUCACAUUGUAGAAGUGUUGUUUUAGGUUUUAUUGUUGUC
This is a messenger RNA of Branchiostoma floridae (Florida lancelet), 2294 nucleotides long. Its product is annotated as zinc finger protein 665-like. Gene Ontology annotation, cellular component: nucleus. Gene Ontology annotation, molecular function: RNA polymerase II cis-regulatory region sequence-specific DNA binding; DNA-binding transcription activator activity, RNA polymerase II-specific. Lineage: Eukaryota; Metazoa; Chordata; Leptocardii; Amphioxiformes; Branchiostomatidae. The coding region runs from base 170 to 1636 and encodes 488 amino acids. The record is from RefSeq and is a predicted model, not a curated record. The transcript has 2 exons. Gene Ontology annotation, biological process: regulation of transcription by RNA polymerase II.